This is a messenger RNA of Hyaena hyaena (striped hyena), 1173 nucleotides long. RefSeq names its product sperm flagellar protein 1-like. The coding region runs from base 29 to 973 and encodes 314 amino acids. Gene Ontology annotation, cellular component: axoneme. Lineage: Eukaryota; Metazoa; Chordata; Mammalia; Carnivora; Hyaenidae. Gene Ontology annotation, biological process: regulation of cytoskeleton organization. The transcript has 7 exons. Gene Ontology annotation, molecular function: microtubule binding. The record is from RefSeq and is a predicted model, not a curated record.
AACCGCCCCAACAGCCGGCCCCGCAGCCAUGCUGGGCGCCGCCGGGCCGGCCCCGCGGGCCUCGCCACAGCCGCUGCCGCCUGGCGCCCUCCGCGGCCUCUGCGCCUGGCUGGACGGGCUCCCGCUCAGCCGUCCCAAGCGCCACCUGGCCCGGGACUUCAGCGACGGCGUGAUGCUGGCAGAGAUUGUGAAGCACUUCUGUCCCCGACUCGUGGAUCUGCACAACUAUGUCCCCACCUGCAACACUGACCAGAAGCUCAGCAACUGGAGCAUUCUCAACAGGAAAGUCUUUCACAAGCUGCGUUUGUGGGUCUCAGAGACGGAUAUCCGAAAGGUGGUGGCCAACACGCCCGGAGCCAUCGAGCCCAUCUUGUGUGCACUGAGGGAAAAAGUGACGGAUUGUGCUGCCCACCAGGACCCGCCUGCCAUGGCCGGCCCAGGACCCUUCGGCGGGACUGCUGAGAGACCCCGGGCAGAGCUCACCGCCCCGCCGCACACUGGCCUGCCCGGCCCCACAACGGCCUCAAGUGCGAAGACCCCUCAGAGUCCAAGGACUCCAGAGAAGACCGGCUGCUGUGUGUGCACAGGUCAGGACCCGGCGGGGGGACCCUGGGGGCACCUGGACUCCAGGCUGCAGCAGCUGCUGGAGGAAAAGGAGCAGGCACUGGCUGUCCUGCAGGAGAUGGUCAAGCAGUCUCCAUGUGCUCCUGGCUGGGGAGCAAACUGCCCGCCUGGCACCCCCGACCAUGUGGUCGCCCAGCCCCAGCCCAUGGACAGCGUGCUGCCUUUCAGGGUUCUGUGCUUUCCUGAAGAUUUUGCAGAUGAAGGUGGUCAGGCUGGAGCACCUGGUAAAGCUGAAGGACCAGCGGAUUGGAGAGCUGACGAGACCUGGGAACGAGCCCCAGUGACCGAGAGUGACACCGGAGAAAGGCUCCUCCGAGUGGCCACCCCUCCCAAGUCCGCUAGACCUUGAACUUGAGUCCACAUGGAACUCCCCCAGACCAGGGGCCCUUCUGCUUGUGUCUGUGCACCGUCCAGCAGGAGCAGAGUGGGGACAUGUGUACAGAGUGUCCCAGGGGCCUCGGUGUGCGGACGUCCACGCAGCAGAGGCCGGAGAUUCCAGCCCACCCCAGAGACCCGUUGGGAUAUCAAGACUUGGUCUCGUUCCCUUGA